This is a messenger RNA of Talaromyces amestolkiae, 1038 nucleotides long. RefSeq lists its product as uncharacterized. Gene Ontology annotation, molecular function: oxidoreductase activity, acting on NAD(P)H. The record is from RefSeq and is a predicted model, not a curated record. The coding region runs from base 1 to 1038 and encodes 345 amino acids. Lineage: Eukaryota; Fungi; Ascomycota; Eurotiomycetes; Eurotiales; Trichocomaceae. The transcript has a single exon.
AUGGCUCCCGCCAAUAAAGCCGCUUGGACCACCGCUGAGAAAGCCUACCCUCUCGAGAUCAAAGAUGCCGAAUACACUCAGCCUGUCGAUAAUGAAAUUGUCGUCAAAGUCCAUGCCAUCGCGUUGAAUCCAGUCGAUUUUGCCCGUCAAGCCAUGGGCUCCAAGCUUUUCCCUUGGACUAGAUACCCUACAGUCUUUGGCACCGACGUCGCUGGAGAAGUUGUCGAAGUUGGUUCCCAAGCUGCUGGUAGCUACAAAGUUGGCGACCGAGUUGUUGGUCUUGGUAACGGUUUGGAGAGCAAUCGUCCUUCCGAUGGCGCUUUCCAAGAAUACGUUGUGCUUCGUGGAGAUUUGACUGCACACAUCCCAGACGGUGUGCCCUACGAGAAAGCAGCCGUUAUCCCUCUCGGUAUUGCAACAGCCGCUAGCGGCCUUUUCACCGAUGACCAGCUCAAGCUGGACCUUCCCACCUCGCCUGCUAAGUCGACAAAGGACGAGUGGGUCUUACUCUGGAGCGGUGCAUCUAGCGUUGGUAGCAAUGCUAUUCAACUAGCAGUCGCAGCUGGAUAUCACGUUAUCACGACCUGCUCACCAAAGAACUUCGAUUUCGUCAAGAGUCUGGGAGCCGACUACGCCUUUGACUACAACAGCCCCACUGUCGUAUCUGACAUUGUUGAGACCUUCAAGGGAAAGAAGAGCGCCGGCGCCUAUGCUAUUGGAUUUGUUGCCGCCAAGCCCGUUAUUGAGAUCAUGAGCCAAAUUACUGAAGGUAGCAAGUACGUUGCUGCAUCCAACAUGCCACCAUCAGACUUACCAGAAGGUGUUACCUCCAAGAUGGUUUUUGGUAGCGCUUUGAAGAACUCUCCUCUCGGCAGUCACAUAUUCAAUGACUUUGUGACCAAGGGUCUUCUGAGUGGAAAUUACAGGACUGCGCCAGAACCCAAAAUUGUUGGUCAGGGUUUGGAGAGCAUUCAACAGGGGCUCGAUACCCUCAAGGCAGGUGGUUUGUCGGCAACAAAACUUGUUGUUACCUUGUAA